Messenger RNA from Eurypyga helias (sunbittern), 1101 nucleotides. RefSeq names its product potassium inwardly-rectifying channel, subfamily J, member 13 (gene KCNJ13). The record is from RefSeq and is a predicted model, not a curated record. The coding region runs from base 1 to 1101 and encodes 366 amino acids. Gene Ontology annotation, molecular function: inward rectifier potassium channel activity. NCBI's taxonomy places the organism in Eukaryota, Metazoa, Chordata, Aves, Eurypygiformes, Eurypygidae. Gene Ontology annotation, cellular component: plasma membrane. Gene Ontology annotation, biological process: regulation of monoatomic ion transmembrane transport; potassium ion import across plasma membrane. The transcript is spliced from 2 exons.
AUGAGAGCAGAUACGACAGAGAGCAAUAACACCAAAUCCAGUGCUCCCCUCCUCUCCCAAAGAUACCUGAGGAUGGUCACUAAGGAUGGACACAGCACAUUCCAGAUGGAUGGUGCCCAAGGAAAAGGUCUGGCAUACCUCCGAGACGCAUGGGGAAUAUUAAUGGACAUGCGCUGGAGAUGGAUGAUGCUUGUCUUUUCUGCUUCUUUUGUCAUUCACUGGCUAGUCUUUGCAGUGCUUUGGUAUUUGCUGGCUGAAAUGAAUGGGGACCUGGAGCUGGAUCAUGAUGCUCCACCUGACAACCACACUAUAUGUGUCAAGUACAUCACCAGCUUCACAGCUGCCUUCUCCUUCUCACUGGAGACACAACUUACAAUUGGUUAUGGCACUAUGUUCCCAAGCGGGGACUGUCCCAGUGCUAUUGCCCUGCUUGCAAUACAGAUGGUCCUGGGGCUCAUGCUGGAAGCCUUCAUCACAGGUGCUUUUGUGGCAAAGAUUGCCCGCCCAAAGAAUCGGGCAUUCUCCAUCCGCUUCACCCGCUCUGCUGUAGUGACCCACACCGAGGGGAAGCCAUACCUUAUGUUCCAGGUGGCCAACACGCGCUCCAGCCCACUGACCAGUGUCCAGAUUGCUGCUAUACUUUACCAAGAACAGGAGAAUGGGCAGCUGCACCAAACUAGCAUUGACUUCCACCUAGACAGAGUUACUUCAGACGAGUGUCCUUUUUUCGUCUUUCCGCUGACUUACUACCAUUCAAUCACUCCAUCCAGCCCCUUGGCUGCUCUCCUUCAAAGAGAAGCUGCUCACCAUUUUGAGCUGGUCGUCUUUCUGUCAGCUGUGCAGGAGGGCACCGGAGAAAUAUGUCAAAGGAGAACAUCCUACCUUCCCUCAGAGAUCGUGCUGUACCAGCGCUUCGCCUCCGUGCUAGCCCGCAAUGCCAAAGGUGAAUAUCAGAUCAAGAUGGAGAAUUUUGACAAGACUAUUCCUGAGCUCCCAGCUGCAGCUGACUCAAAGAGUCCAAAAAGGACUGCCAAGGAGAUCCGCAUCAAUGGACAGCACAGUGACAGCUUCCAGCUCUCCGAGACUGGCCUCAUAGAAUAG